Messenger RNA from Lactuca sativa (garden lettuce), 525 nucleotides. RefSeq lists its product as uncharacterized. The record is from RefSeq and is a predicted model, not a curated record. Lineage: Eukaryota; Viridiplantae; Streptophyta; Magnoliopsida; Asterales; Asteraceae.
AUGGAGUUCUUUAAUGACCGCUACGCAACCAUUGCUGAGAUGGUUGCUACUGCAGCCGUAGCAACUGCAGGUGGUGGGGCUUUUCAGUAUCGGGACUUCGAUAACUCACAACCCCCAACUUUUGACAGAGAACAGGAUCCGAUCGUAGCCAUGAGGUGGCUAUCUGGCGUGGAGGGAUGCGUUUUCACCUAUUCAUGCCCUUCAAACCAGAACGUCAGAUGCGCUCUGAACCUCUUGAGGUCCGGAGCGAAGGACUGGUGGAGACUUGUUACAGGAUCGUACACUGAUGACCAGAGAGCUGCAGUGACAUGGGAUCAGUUCAGGGAGAUGUUUCGCACUUGCUACAUUCCGCGGCUUGAGCGAGAGCGGUUGGCACAAGAAUUUUUGGAUUUGAGACAGGGAUCAGAGACAGUGACGAAGAUCACUCGAAUGUUUACCGAGAGGGCGAUGUUUUUCCCGGAGUUUACUUCCGAUCAGAAUCAGAUGACUCGUUAUUCUAGCAUGCUCAAGACUGACAUCAGAUAG